UGAGUACCCCGACCAAACUUUCUGUGCACAUAACACACGUUGCCGACAUCGACGAACGUCAAGCAGUCAAGAUGUCUGAGGGAAAGGACAAGAGCCAGAAUCCUAUGCGCGAGCUGCGCGUCCAGAAGCUCGUUCUCAACAUCUCAGUGGGCGAGUCUGGUGACAGGCUUACCCGUGCCGCAAAGGUGCUUGAACAGCUUUCUGGUCAAACCCCAGUGUACUCCAAGGCUCGCUACACCGUCCGUACCUUUGGUAUCCGCCGUAACGAAAAGAUCGCCGUCCACGUCACCGUGCGUGGUGAGAAGGCCAUCGAGAUUCUUGAGCGUGGCCUCAAGGUCAAGGAGUACGAGCUCCGCAACCGCAACUUCUCUGAGACGGGCAACUUCGGCUUCGGUAUCUCCGAACACAUCGAUCUGGGCAUCAAGUACGAUCCUUCCAUUGGUAUCUACGGCAUGGACUUCUACUGCUGCAUGACCCGUCUGGGCGAGCGUGUUGCCAAGCGGAGACGCGGCAAGUCGCGCAUUGGUGCUUCGCACAGAAUCACCAAGCAGGAGACGAUCAAGUGGUACAAGCAACGCUUCGAGGGUAUCGUCAGGUAAAUGUCACGCUAGUGUACACAGUAGAGGAGUGAGAUUUCCAUUUGCAUGGUAUGAAAUGGUCAUGUACUACGAUCAUCAGGUCAGGAGUUCACUGGGCUAGCGGACAAAGUCGCCUUGUCAGCUUUUUCGAAAUGCAUACUUUCCAAAUGAAAAGCACGACUGGCCUCUCUCCUAUGGGGUGGGGCAUCGUUGCAAGUAAGCAAGCUAGCAAUGAAAAAAAGCGCUGCCACUUUUUUACCAAA
Molecule: messenger RNA, 841 nt
Organism: Verruconis gallopava
Lineage: Eukaryota; Fungi; Ascomycota; Dothideomycetes; Venturiales; Sympoventuriaceae
Product: 60S ribosomal protein L11
Exons: 6
Coding region: 72-599 (175 amino acids)
Biological process (GO): translation
Cellular component (GO): cytosolic large ribosomal subunit; ribosome
Molecular function (GO): RNA binding; structural constituent of ribosome
Source: RefSeq, a predicted model, not a curated record